Molecule: messenger RNA, 852 nt
Organism: Culex quinquefasciatus (southern house mosquito)
Lineage: Eukaryota; Metazoa; Arthropoda; Insecta; Diptera; Culicidae
Exons: 2
Coding region: 1-852 (283 amino acids)
Source: RefSeq, a predicted model, not a curated record
AUGACCUUGAUCGUGAUCGACGGGAAAAGCACGUUCCAUCCGUUGCUCGGGCGAGACUGGUUAGAUGUGCUGUACCCAGAGUGGAGGCAAUUUUUUGAGAACGAAGUCGCAGAGGUCGAUCAAAGUGAGAACUUGGAAGAACCAAUCGAGACUUUUGAAGCUAGUGUGGUUCUGAAGGAGGACGCCAGGCCGAUCUUCUACCGGCCGUACGAAGUUCCGUUUGCCCUGCAGGAGAAAGUGUCCAGUGAGCUGGAUAGGUUAGUGCGUGAGAAGAUUUUGGUUCCGGUCAAGCACAGUGAGUGGGCAUCGCCGAUCGUGGUUGUGGCGAAAGCAGAUGGGAGUGUACGGAUUUGUAUGGACUGCAAAGUAACCGUGAACAAGGCGAUCUGUACCGAACAUUAUCCUUUGCCUAACAUAAGUGAUGUUUUUGCGAACCUAAGUGGUUACCGGUACUUUGCGAAGAUCGAUCUGCAAGGGGCGUACAUGCAGGUUAGAGUGUCGGAGGAUUCCCAGAACUAUCUGGUGAUCAACACGCACAAGGGACUUUUUGCCUACCAGAGACUACCCUUCGGGAUCUCAAACGCGGCCUCCGCGUUCCAGUUUAUCAUGACUGAGGGCAUUUUGAAGGGGGUAGAAGGAGUCCAGUGUUAUCUAGACGACAUUUUGUUGGGAAGUGAGACCGUUGAGGGGUUAGUGGACAAAAUUCACGAGGUUCUGGGACGACUGAAAGAGUUCAAGGUCAAGGUGAACCUUGAGAAGAGCGAGUUCUUGGUCAAGAAAAUCGCAUAUCUUGGGCAUCAGGUUUCUGAGAAGGGUCUCAGUCCAUCGGAGGAGAAGGUAAAGCGAUCGUAA